Solenopsis invicta (red fire ant) is the source of this 5239-nucleotide messenger RNA. It is a transcript of the gene nito, whose product is annotated as RNA-binding protein spenito. Gene Ontology annotation, cellular component: nucleus. Bases 650 to 2971 code for a protein of 773 amino acids. Lineage: Eukaryota; Metazoa; Arthropoda; Insecta; Hymenoptera; Formicidae. Gene Ontology annotation, biological process: regulation of alternative mRNA splicing, via spliceosome. Gene Ontology annotation, molecular function: mRNA binding. The transcript is spliced from 2 exons. The record is from RefSeq and is a predicted model, not a curated record.
UUUUCUAAUGUGAACAGGCCAAGGCCCAACAAAGGCUAUAGCGCCAGAAUGAUGAAGAUAUCUUUUAAUGUACGCCUAUAUUUGAAAUAUAAAUAAUUAUUGAAAUAUGAUUUUGUCAUAUGAUUUUAUCAUUAUCUCGAUUUGUCGUUAAUUUAGUUAAUAAUAUUUAUAUAUGUAUCUAUAAAACAAAUUUUUUUAUACAGAGGCUAUGAAUCGAAAAAGAUCAAUUGAAAAAUAUAUAUUGUGAAAAAGAAGAAGAACAAAAAUAUGAAAAGACAUGUUUCGCGUUGUUCUUUCUCAUCUUCAAGCGAAGCAAGUUUGUAAAAUCGCGCGGCGGAAGUUGCUGCGAGCGGAAACUCGUUUGCGCAUGCGACAACGUCGCUGGCGAUAGUGGCUCCAACAAUGACAGUGACGGGGCCAACGGGCGCCAUUUUGUUCGCUCGUUGCAUCGCAAACAGGCGAGGUACAGCGUGCAGCUAAGAGAAUAGUCGUUUUCGCUCGGGGGAAAAAAAGCAGCUUUCUAGCAAAGCCUUGGACGUCCUACGCCCUCGCUUCUCUCUUCAUUUCCUCCUCCUCUUCCUCGUCUCGUUCCCCUCGUCCCGCGUGUCUUUCUUUUCUCUUGUUCUACGUUGAGCUGCAAGCAGCGUUGAUGAUUGGGAUUCCGCGGGACGAUCGGCACAAAAUCACGGUCAAGAUCCGCAACAACAUGAAGAGGAGCUCGAGUCGCGACACCCCGCCUCCUCGUGUCAAGCGGAGUCGAUCUUCCAUGGGACGGUACGAUGAUUCCAGUGACGAGCGCAUAAGCCCGGAAAGGAUUCGGCGACGGAGUCGAGGGGCCAGAAGUCCCAGUCCACCCACGCGGGCGUCCUCUCACGCCCGCUACGUUGAAUCCAGCUCACAUCGCGACGAGUAUUUGCGCGCGUCGCGCGACGUGCCGCGGGAGCGACCCUACAGCUACAAGGUACUCUGCGUCAGCUCCAUCCAUCCGAAGGCCAGUGACGAGGUGAUCAAGGACACGCUGUACAGGGAGUACAAGAAAUUCGGGGAUUUCUCCAUUCAGAUCUCGCACGAGCCGGACGAGCGCGUCGCCUACGUGUGCUUUCGAAGCUCGGAGGACGCCCGAGACGCUAAGCACGCGAAACCACGUAUCAUCAUGUACGAUAAAAUGGCCCUGGUGGAUCCGGUGUUCGACAGGCCAGAGACUUAUCGUCGUCCGCGCUCGAUCACGCCGCCGGAUUACGAGAGGUAUUACGCCCGUUCGCCGGGUCCUACGGACCGACACAGGCCGCUCGAGAGAUACGAACGUGUGUACGGGCCACCGGUGGGUCUGCCCCCUCAUCGCGAAAUGCGCCGCGAAACGAUCCCGCCGCCGCAUCACGAGUUCGUUCGACCACCGAUACAUCCCCAUGGACCACCGCACGUUCACCCGGGACCGCCUCAUCAUUACGGGCCGCCGCGACACAUGAUGAUGCGCCAUCCGGUGCAUGGAUUCGAGCGAGUGGAGAACAAGAAGGACAAAUUCCCCAAUUAUCUGCACCACGUGUCGCCGGAGGAUGAUCCUCUGGCGACCAGAACUCUGUUCGCCGGCAAUCUCGAGAUCAAUAUUACGGAAGAGGAGCUGCGCCGUAUUUUCAGCAAGUACGGCAUCGUCGACGACAUCGACAUAAAGCGUCCACCACCCGGUACUGGCAAUGCUUACGCUUUCGUGCGCUUCCAAACUUUAGACAUGGCUCAUCGAUGCAAAGUAGAACUGUCGGGUCAGUAUAUCGGCAAGUUUCAGUGUAAGAUUGGUUAUGGUAAAGCCACCCCGACCACUCGGAUAUGGGUGGGUGGUCUUGGACCAUGGACCUCCGUGCCGCAACUUGAACGGGAAUUCGAUCGAUUUGGCGCUAUCAAGAAGAUCGAUUACAUCAAGGGCGACAGCAACGCUUACAUCCUCUACGAUUCGAUCGACGCCGCGCAAGCGGCAGUCAAGGAGAUGCGUGGCUUCCCUCUAGGCGGACCGGAUCGCAGACUAAGAGUAGAUUUCGCCGACGUGACCCCAGGCUUUAAUUUCAAGCCCCGAUCGUAUCCAGAGGACAAUAACGACUUCAGACCGCGUCCAGUCGAUUACGAAUCGCCAUACGAUCCUUACGGACCGGACGGCGAGUUCGGUUACGGACCGAGAGGUUUCCGGGGUGGCGGCAGAGGUAACGCGCCAUGGCACGACAGGAGGGGAAGUUCUCGAGGCGGUUACAGAGGUUCGUAUCCCGAAGGUUACGUUCGCGACGAAACAGAGUGGCCCAACAGAAGACCACCGCCUGAAUUAGAAUACGAGACACCGCGCGGUCUGAGAAGAUCGCUCUCGCGCGAACCGGGAGUCGACAGAUCGAGAUCGCGUUCACCGCGUAGGCGACAGAUGGAUUCCGAUUCAGAUUCGGAGAACGCUCGCACCGGCAUGCUGUCGACGUCUCGCACGCUUCCGGACGUCGCGCGCAAAUCAAUCGCGGUUUGGCAAGGCGCGCUGAUACUAAAGAACUCGUUGUUCCCAGCCAAGUUCCAUCUGACUGACGGCGAGACAGAGAUAAUAGAUUCUUUGAUGAAGGAUGAGGAGGGCAAGCACAUGUUACGUAUUACGCAGCGAUUACGUCUCGAUCAACCAAAAUUGGAUGAUGUGUCUAAACGGAUCCAAACGUCGAGCUCGCACGCUAUCUUCCUUGGCUUGGCUGGCUCGAGUACCGCGAUCACGAACGACGACACCAACGUGCAGACGCGGCCUCUGCGCAAUCUUGUCUCCUAUUUGAAGCAGAAAGAAGCUGCCGGUGUCAUAUCGUUACUGAACAAGGACACGGAGGGCACUGGCGUGCUCUACGCUUUUCCACCCUGUGCAUUUUCAACGGAACUUCUGAAACGCACGUGCCCCAGUUUAAGCGAAGAGAGUCUUAAGGAGGAUCACUUGGUGAUCGUGGUGGUCAAAGGAGGUAGCGCCUAAGAAAAACUUAGCUUCGUAUUGUGUCCGUAUUUUCUAUAUCGUAAGUGCGAAGAUUCUUCAAUAUGCAAUCCUUAAGGAGCUUUUUCAUCCCUGAUCGUGUGUGUUUGGCGAAGAAAUGCUUCUCUAAAAAUGGAUUGAGCGAAAAGUACAACGUUCUAUAGAUAAAAAAGUGAAAUGAAGAAAAAUUUUUAAUCUCUUCCACAUAAAAUGUUUAGUGCUGCAAAUCUGCAUUUUGUGCUGCACGCAGUCUAAAAUGUAGCGAUUUGCGCUGGUAAAUAUUUCAUAUGGAAGAAAUUGAAAAUUUUUCCUCAUUUUACAGUUUUUAUUCAGAUAUCAAACUGUACAAACUAUAAUUACGUUGUGAAUAUUAAAAAUGUUGUACUUUUCGUUCAGUCCAUUUUCUAGAAUACAUUUCUUCGUUAAACAGCCGUAGUGGGCAGGCAUCUUAAACUGCUGAAUAAUGUACAGGACUUGUUAGAAGGAGAGCUUGUGUUUUUUGAUCGAUGUAAGUAUUUCGCUUUCUACUGGCUUCCAGGUAUGAGUUAAUCUCAUACAAUUAUAGAUAGAAUCGUAAUGUGUAUUGUAACUUUGAUACUUUUUUUAUACACAUGUACAUUGUAUUGGGAACGUUAAAUGUAUUAACGUUUAUAUCCUACAAUCAGACAUGUGAUAAAAACCCGCGAUGCCUAAUGAUUGAGUAGAGUUUACGAAUCGGCUAGAUUUACACAAAAAUGUUGUGAAUCUGUACGUUUACGCAUAAAUCUACGCGGUCGAAAUAGUAGGCAGUGCGUGUUUUUAUUGCGCAUUAUUAUAAAGACUUGAUCCUUGUAUAGUUGUUGAACUUAAUGAUGGAUAAGGUUGACGUAGUUUUGAAAUAUUACUGAAAGAUAUUGUGUGUUUGCUGUACAGUAAUCUUGAUUUGUGAUAUACUUUUCCAGAAUUAUAACUUCUUUUCUAUAAAUGCACAUCAUCGACGUUACUGUUAGCACUGAGAAAUUAGAGUACUUAUUUUCUAUCAAAAAACACAACUUUGGUUCCCUAGUUAGUUUUAUCAGGUAGCAGCGAUUACCAAAUGGUAAAGUUUCUAUCAGCAAGAGCGUUAUUGACUAUACUGGAUAUUAUUACAAACAUUGUAAUCCUCAUUACAAGUGAUGCUAUAAUUACUUUAUAGUGUAGUAUAAGAAUCUAUUUGUAUUAUAUACAUAUGUACUUUACAACUAUACGUACAUACUAGUAAUAAUUGUGCACAGUUCUUUCACAUUUGCAGACAUGCGUAUAAUUGCAUUUUAAUGUGACAUGAAUUUUAUUUCUUAUGCCAAUGUAAAAUAUCUUUUUGAGAUAUAUCUGUGUGUAUGUAUAUGUGUGUGUGUGUGCACAUAAAAAUUAUAUAAACAUUUGACGAAUAUUUCGUUUUAAUUUUAAACUAACAAAAUUAAGAAGAAUUCUUUAUAUAAUUUUAAAUUUAUAAAUAUUAAGUAUGUAGAUGUUUACAUUUUCAUUAAAAAUUAUGUUUUGUUUAAAAGAAUAUAUCCUAUCUAAAAGUAGAGUACUUUCAAGUAUAACAAAUGCAUUGUGCAGUAGCUUUGAUGAUAUGAAAACACACAUACAUUACAAAAAAAAAGAAUUAGAUGAUAUAAAAUCUGAAUGUGGCGAAAAAUGUGAAAGGCCUGGUUAGAAUAUAUUUGAUAUGGAAAAUUUAUAUAAUUAAUCAUUUCAAUUUCUGUAGAUUUCUUUUGUGCAUAACAUUUAAGUGAUUGUGCAGUAAGUAAAAUCCGUGAAUGCUAGUUAUGACAAAGUUUUUCAAGUUUAGACUGUGCCCAAGAGUGAAGACAGUGAGGAAAGAAAAAAAAAUAGCAAAUCCAAGAAGAGACAGAAAAUUUGUUUACCGCAAAAAAAUUAAGUUUAUCGCAUCUGUGUUUUCAUAAUGUCGACAACAGUUUAUCCCCUUUUUUAGUGAGGACCGAUUUUUCUUCUUCUAAAGGACAGUGUUUGGUGGCAAUAAUAAAACGAAAAUGAGCUCUGAACAUGUGUCUAGUGAAAAUGUAAAAAAAAAAAUAAAAGUGAUUGUGCUCCGCAUUCCGGUAUGGCGGAGAGUCACCUGAACGCGCGUCUGAAGGAUAUAUUCUUAUAUUUCUAUUCAGAUACGUUGGAGGAGUGAAGAAGGGGCGUCUCCACCACACUUGAAUGCGAAUUGAAGGUGCAGUGGUUAAGUAUAUUUAGUGUUCGAACGGAAAAGAAAUAGAUGCAGUUUAUGUAGAGAGAAAAAAA